Messenger RNA from Cricetulus griseus (Chinese hamster), 2044 nucleotides. The record is from RefSeq and is a predicted model, not a curated record. NCBI's taxonomy places the organism in Eukaryota, Metazoa, Chordata, Mammalia, Rodentia, Cricetidae.
GGAGAAAUCCUGGAUACCUGUACCACUAACUAUGACCAAUUGGGGAUUCCAGGUCCUGCUUCUCCUCUGGGAGCCCAUCCUCUGGAAGAACUUGAAGAUCAGCGCUUAGCAGUUAUUGAAGACACUUCUCCGGCUGUCCCCCUGCCAAGAUCUAUGGAGGAAAAAUUGGAAAACAUGAGGGGAAAAGAAGCUGCUGAAAUAGAUGAAGAAUUUGUUACAUUAUUAGUGAAAGAAACAGAAGCAAGAUUUCCAGAUGUAGCCAAAGGAUAUGUUAAGGAGGUCAUUCAUUUGAGGGAUUACUAUGAUUUGAAUGUACUUUGUAAUUUUCUUUUGGAAAACCCUGAUUAUCCAAAGAGAGAAGAGAGAGUUAUUAUGUACCCCAGUAGCAGCCUGCUUCCCAGCCAGGAUGAUGUGAAAUUGCCAAAAGUAGACUUUUUUGACUAUUUCAAACUGACUCCACUUAACCAGCAAUGCUUCAUCCAAGCUGCUGACCUCUUGAUGGCUGAAUUCCAGAUGCUCAGCAGCGAAGACAUCAACUGGGCCCUACAGGAGCUCAAAGGACACUAUGCAAUCACCCGAAAGGCCCUUUCUGAUGCUGUCAAAUUAUGGCAGGAACGAUCAACUGAAGCCAGUGGAAAACAGAAAAAGAGGAAAGAAAUGCAUGAAGAUUCUUUCAUAGAUUUCAAAUUUCAACAAGGUAACAUAAAAAUAGAAAAGAGGAUGUUCCUUUUGGAAAACAAGCGUCAACACGGUAGAUCCUAUGACCAGAAAGACCUCCAUCCAGCUGUUCAGCAAGAACAAGAAUUCUAUGAACAGAAAAUGAAAGAGAUGGCAGAGCGUGAAGACUUUUUGCUUGCCCUGCAGAUGAACAGAGAAGAAUAUCAAAAAGAAGGACAGCUGAUUGAGUGUGGAUGCUGCUAUGGGGAAUUUCCAUUUGAGGAGCUGACACAGUGUUCUGAUGCCCACUUAUUCUGCAAAGAGUGUCUCAUUAGAUAUGCCCAAGAGACAGUGUUCGGGUCAGGAAAGUCAGAACUCACCUGCAUGGAGGGCAACUGCACAUGUUCUUUCCCAACCAGUGAGCUGGAGAAGGUGCUCCCCCAGACCAUUCUGUGCAAAUACCAUGAACGCAGGGCUGAAGAAGACAUCACUGCAGCCUGUGCUGAUGAGCUGCUCAGAUGCCCCUCCUGUAACUUCCCCGCUCUGUUGGACAGGGAGGUGAAGACGUUCAGCUGCCCUAAUCCUGGCUGCCAGAAGGAGACCUGUAGGAAAUGUCAGGGACUCUGGAAAGAGCAUACGGGCCUCACCUGUGAAGAGCUGGCCGAAAAGGAUGAAAUCAAGUACAGGGCAUCAGUUGAAGAAAAAAUGACUGCUGCUCUCAUUAGAAAAUGCCACCAGUGUGGGGCCGGCCUCCUCAAAUCCGAAGGCUGCAACCACAAGCCCUGCCGCUGUGGUGCCCAUAUGUGCUACCUCUGUCGAGUUUCUAUCAAUGGCUAUGACCACUUCUGCCAGCAUCCUCGCUUUCUAGGAGCCUCUUGCCAGGAGUGUUCCAGGUGCUCCCUCUGGACCGACCCCACCGAAGACGAUGAAAAGCUGAUUGAGGAAAUCCAAAAGCAGGCUGCAGAGGAACAAAAAAGGAAGAAUGGCGAAACCACAUUCAAACACAUCGGGCCCCCACUGGAGAAACCAGCCAGCAAAGUACAGCACGUGGAAGGCCAGCCAUGGCCUGUCCCAGAGAACCCGUUCCCACAGAUACCACCCUAUUUCUUUGUUCUUCCAAAUUUCCUCCUACCACAUGGGUGGCCCAUGUUUAACAACUUACCCAUCAAUGCACAUCCUAGGCCAGCAGCCUACAUACCACCCCUGCCCAACUACGGCUUUGGAAACAUGCAUGUGCCCUUGGAUGGUGGUGAUGGUGAUGAUGAUGGUAGCGGUAAUGACGGUGACGGUGAUCAUGAUAGGAGAGAUGAUGAUGAGGAGGAGGAGGAUGGAGAUGGUGGUUACCGUGGUGAUGGUGAUGAUGGAGAUGGUGGUUACCGUGGUGAUG